UGACCUGGUUUCAGAAUAUUUCUUUGUUUUCUUGUUCAACUAUUCUUCAAGAAACAGUAACCUGUAGAAGACCUGAAAAGUAUCGAAAUAUCUUAUUUCAGCCACACAAAUACGAGUUAUAUGUGAGGUACAAUGCCUUCAGAGUUAGCUGGAAUGACAAUGAUUGUGGUGUGUUUCAUGGUAGGAGUAGGAUGCUCAGGAAAGAAGAAAUUUGAUUGUUUGAUAGGAUUUGAUGAAAGUACAGUAAUAUAUUGGAAAGCCGGAGAACAACUGAUUUGCCAGAUAGAAAAAAUGAACUCAGAUGUUUACACUAUCAAUAUAGAUAAGAAUGGUACAGACUGGUUAGAAUAUAAAACCACAGAUCAGCUGAUUGUUGGUAACCCUGAAAAGGAUAAUGUAGGCAGUUCUAAUAUAUUUAUCACAGUUAGUUCUGAACAUUGUACAUCUACUGUUCCCUGGAAAGUGGCAGUAACAUUUGUUAUAGAAUUUCCUCAACAGAUUUCCACUGCAGAGAUUUCUUGAUGUUUGUUUUAAAUGAAGCAUGAUAAAUAGAAUAUUGAUAGAUGUAGAAGCAUGCAGACUGUUGCAGAAUGAGAAUGCAGUGAAGUCACUACAGGGAUAUUCAUGUGACAGUCCUCCGGAAGUUUUCAAACCAGUUAACCAUAUUCAGACUACAGCUGGUGAUGUUUUCAAACUUGACCUUGACCCUCUGACCUUUGUUGACAAAGAGGAUGGAAAUGCCAGACAGCUACAGAUUACUUUAAAGGCAUUAUUCAACUUUGAUUUGGAAGAUAAUUUUUGGUUAAAACUGGAUAAAACAGGAUUGUUCCUUUAUGGAAUUCCCCUAAACAAUGAUAAUAUGUAUGUUGUCAGUCUGGUUGCCAUGGAUACAUGUCAGCAAAGUGUUGUUGAUUCAAUUAGGUUAGAAGUGAUGGAAAAUUCCAAAACCUACAGCCACGAAUUUACAAUUUAUUUUGGAAAUGAUAGCCCUUCUAGUUUUGAUGUUUACAAAUUUAUCAAUGGACUAAGUCAAUGGUUAGAUUUCACAGAUCCCACUCAGAUCCAUGUCUCAAAUGCAGAUUCAGAACUUCUUAUUAUAUCUUGGAUAGACAAAUCCUUAUCUACAGAUUUCUGUGAAAGAAGUAAAAUUUUAGACACAUACUACCAAAUGGCAGAUGAAAAUGGUACAAUCUUGGAUGAAUUCAGUUGUUAUUUUUCACCAUUUUUCAAUGUAACUGGAGUUUUUGUUGAUUUCAAAGAUGUCUGUAAUAUGACAGACCUGUUGUGGACAUCAACCAAUUCCAACAUGGAAACUGAAUCCUACAAUGAUGAAAUGUAUUUGUUUUAUAUUUUGAUCCCUGUUGCAGUUUUAACAAUGGUAAUAUUAGUGGUCAUUAUAAUUAUGCUAGUUCGAAAAUGUGCCAAACGUAACAAGUAUGUGAUGCACUCUGAAAAACCUGUUUAUCUUACAGAUCGACAACCCGUCAUAUUUCAGAAUGAAUACAAUGAUGAAGAAACAUCUCUCAGACCACAGAUUCCAAUAGUUAUUGAUAACUUUGACACAGGAUUUUUGUCAUCUAAUGGGAGGAGUGUAGUCAGUCCCCCAUCUUAUAUUCCUCCAGAACAUUCAGACCCCCCUCAGUAUAGGCUACCACCGCCGUACAGUAUGUCAAGCAUAUGAGAUGUAAGGAUUAUAUUCCAUAUAAUUACUGAAAAUUCAGAAAUUUUUGCAAGGUUUUUAAUAAUGGGAAUAAUGCGACUGUGUGGGUAUUGCAAUAAUUAGAACUCAUAUUCUGAUAUCUGAUACAUUUAUCUUUAUACAGAUUUUCCAGAAAUUGCAAUAAUUAAACUCACAUUUUUGUCAAUUCUUCAAAAAUCACAAUAAUCAUAAUAAUAAAUGCAUGCAAUAAUUUGUGAAUUUACAGUAUAUCAGGGAGUUCAUUGUUUUUGUUUUGCUAGUUUUUAUGUUGUUUUUUUAUAGUUUUGUUUUUUUGUUUUUUGGGAGUUGUUGCAUUUAACAUUAUUUACCAAAACUCUUUUUUUUCUCACUAUAAUGAAUCUGCCGUAUGUCUUCCAACUAGUACUACUUUUACGGGGGAUGUUUAAGGACUUUGACUACCCAUGAGGGUCAUGCACGGUCGGUCUAUUAAUAAUCACAAAAUAAACACAUUCUGUUCUCAUUAUGGGUGAGUAGAUAAUAUAAAGAUAGGAAGAUGUGGUAUGAUGUGCCAAUGAGACAAUUCUCCACCAGAGACCUAAUGACGUAGAAGUUAACAACUAUAGGUCACCGUGCGACCUACUUCAAAAAAGAUUAUUAAAAAUGCUGAUUCUCCAAGAACAUGAAGAACACUGAGUGCCCUCUGUAUGGUGCAGGUGUCAGUUUAAUGUCAAAUACUAACAUGACUUAGUCAAAGCAAUAAAUUUGUUAAAGGGUUAGAAAGAGAUAAAAAUAUAGGA
Messenger RNA from Mytilus californianus (California mussel), 2457 nucleotides. Its product is annotated as dystroglycan 1-like. Gene Ontology annotation, molecular function: laminin binding; calcium ion binding. Gene Ontology annotation, biological process: nerve development; morphogenesis of an epithelium; muscle attachment. The record is from RefSeq and is a predicted model, not a curated record. Bases 542 to 1681 code for a protein of 379 amino acids. NCBI's taxonomy places the organism in Eukaryota, Metazoa, Mollusca, Bivalvia, Mytilida, Mytilidae. The transcript has 5 exons. Gene Ontology annotation, cellular component: dystroglycan complex; sarcolemma; dystrophin-associated glycoprotein complex.